AUGGCGAAGAUCAUGGGCGCCAUUCGGCCUUCACUGCCAGUCCUCCUGGUCUCCAUUGGUCUUCUCAUUAUUGCAUUCCACAUCGCCAUACGCCGAAGCGGGUGCAUGGCCUCCCGGGUCAAGGCAAUUCGCAAGCGUCUCGCCCUCCGAAGACAAGAAAAAAGAGAGCGACGACUCAAGAAAGCCUUGAAUCGCGUGGCCCGGCGCCUUGCCCGCAGGUCUGCGAGGAAGGAGCGUGUUGCUCGAUUCAAGUGCCUGCUUUCCCGUCUAGCCUUCUGGCGCCGGGACGCAUCGGCCGAGCAGCAGGAUGAGGAAAAGGCUCCCUGCUUACGCGAAGAGCCACAGCAGACCAGCUCCAUGGCGGACGAGAUCGCGGAGUUCCGGGCCGCGGUGAGCAUUGUUGACGACAUGGUUUCGGACCAAGAAUCGAAGAGCAGGCAGUCAAAGCCGGCGGCUUCGGAGAGGUCUGGAACGGCUACUAGCUCUGCUUUUGUAGAGUACGUGCUGAAUGAUGAAGACCUGCUUCCUACUUACGAGGCGACGCAGUCUGUGUCGGAUGGAUCGUCCGCCGAUGGUGGAGUGUACACCCCGGGCACGAGCAGCUCCACAGCUAGUGCCGAUGAGGCAUAUGAUGAGAAGCGUUGA
This is a messenger RNA of Thyridium curvatum, 645 nucleotides long. RefSeq lists its product as uncharacterized. Lineage: Eukaryota; Fungi; Ascomycota; Sordariomycetes; Thyridiales; Thyridiaceae. The transcript is spliced from 2 exons. The coding region runs from base 1 to 645 and encodes 214 amino acids. The record is from RefSeq and is a predicted model, not a curated record.